Hibiscus syriacus is the source of this 733-nucleotide messenger RNA. RefSeq lists its product as uncharacterized. The transcript has 3 exons. NCBI's taxonomy places the organism in Eukaryota, Viridiplantae, Streptophyta, Magnoliopsida, Malvales, Malvaceae. The coding region runs from base 184 to 678 and encodes 164 amino acids. The record is from RefSeq and is a predicted model, not a curated record.
CAAAAAAAAGGUCAACACGUGGAUAACAAAGUGACACAGGAUAAUUCUCCCAGCAAGGACCACCAGAAACAUGAAAAUAUAGCUCAAGAGAUAAGGAAAAUGUGAAAUCUCUUGUAUUCAUUAGCCCUGCUGAAAUUGAAGAAAUAGAAUUGAUGAGCAAGAAAAAGCUACACAAUAACCAUAAUGCUAAUUUAUGGCCCUGCUGCAGCUUUUUGUGUCCAAAAUUCUUUGUAUUGCUUCAACAGCAACAGCAACAGCAGCAACAUUUCUAGCAAAAGUAGUAGCGACCUCAACAGAUUCAGCCGCCGAUGUAUUCUUGCAGGUAGCUUCCUUGCGGCAACGGCGGCUGUUUUAGUCCCUGCAGCUGCUCCUGCCGAGGUACCCCAAGACUUGGAAACACUGUCUAACAUACCCCAGACACUUUCCGGAGAGUGCUCAUCAGCGAAAGAUUGCAAGAAGCCGAGGAUCCAGCGACCAAAGUCGAGGAAAGCCGAGUCAUGCACCAUCAAAUGUGUCACCACUUGCAUUAGAGGUGGUGACGGUUCUCCUGGAGAAGGUCCUUUUAAUAUAAGAAGACCGUUGGUGGUUUUCAAGGAAGGGUUUCGAAGUCGAAAGUACUGCUUGGUGGAGUGUUCCGAUAUUUGUAAUUUGAUUGGAGAUGGAGAUGAUGGACCUUGAGUUGUACAUGAUUCUCUUACUGCAAAACAGAGUUGUUUUUUUCAAGAGAAUAAGA